Chironomus riparius is the source of this 746-nucleotide messenger RNA. NCBI's taxonomy places the organism in Eukaryota, Metazoa, Arthropoda, Insecta, Diptera, Chironomidae. The record is from the annotation of a GenBank genome assembly.
AAAUAAUUCAAAUCUUUGCGGUACAAAUAACUGAUUGUGUGCAUUUUUUUCUAUAACAUUUUGCAAAAUAAAGAUUUUAAGUCAUUUAAGGUCUAGUUAAUUAUAUUAAACAAGGAAAAUGACGAGAACAGCCGCAAUAGAAUUAGGAGACUGUACACAUCAUAAUCUGAAGCAACUGAAAAAGAUCAAUUCUGUUGUUUUUCCUGUAUCCUACAAUGAUCGGUUCUAUCUGGAUGUCUUAGAAUCUGGCGAAUUGUGUAAACUAGCUUUUUACAAUGACAUUGUUGUCGGUGCCGUCUGUUGUCGAAUUGAUACCUUAGGUCAUCAGCGACGACUGUACAUUAUGACUCUUGGAUGCUUAUCACCAUAUCGACGUCUUGGAAUUGGCACAGUUAUGCUUAAUCAUAUACUUAAUUAUGUUGAAAAUGAUGGAAAUUUUGAUAAUAUAUUUCUACACGUACAACUUAAUAACGAAGGAGCAAUUGCAUUCUAUAAGAAAUUUGGCUUUGAAGUUGUGGACAAGAAACAGAAUUACUAUAAGAGAAUUGAGCCUGCCGAUGCAUACGUACUCCAGAAGAAUCUUAAAAACAUACCCGAAGGAACGACGUCAGCAAUAAUUCAGCAAAAUGGAACAACCAUGAACGGUACAUCAUCAUCCAUAGAUUCAAAUUAAAUCAAUUUUGUCAUUUGUAAUCGUUAAUUCAAGUCAGCAUGGAGGAAAUACAUUAAAAAUCUUUUGAAUUACA